Messenger RNA from Penicillium coprophilum, 1341 nucleotides. RefSeq lists its product as uncharacterized. The record is from RefSeq and is a predicted model, not a curated record. The coding region runs from base 1 to 1341 and encodes 446 amino acids. The transcript is spliced from 6 exons. Lineage: Eukaryota; Fungi; Ascomycota; Eurotiomycetes; Eurotiales; Aspergillaceae.
AUGCCGCCCACCACUCGCCAUGGCAGAAAGGCCAAAGAUGACACCCCCGAGGCCCUUUUGCCUGGGAUUCCUAUGGACGAGAAGCGACUAAGAGUACCAAAACCGCCUGGCCUCAGUCGUGUGUCCAAGCCCGGCGUCAAGAAAGGAAAGAAGAAGGGUCAAGACCAAAGUCUGCCCCACAUUGCACUUGCAAAUGAUCUCCUCGAGCGUGGAGAUGAGCUACGUCUUCCUGAAAUACCAUUUCAGAAGUUUGAGUCACCGAAAGUAUGGGGACCCCGCGACGUGCCUAUCACGGAUCCUACCAAGCUGCCCGAAGGAUGGUCUGCAAGCGAGACAGAUCUAGCCGAGGAUGAUAUCGACGGCCAAAUUUCAAGAUGCCACAGGCGCAUUGAAGAGAACAUUAUGCCUGCCAUUUUUGAACAAAGAUUGGAAAUUUACCAGAAGAUGAAACAGAAACAGACAGAUAUGAUCAAAUCCGAGCCUAAGGGUCUUAGCUGGGAAGUUGUUCAGCGUCUUGAUUGCCUGGAGGGGGUCAAAAAAAGCUUCAAGGAGCUGGGAGGCGACAAUGGCAAUACUCCCAACUUGAUUGCCAUCAUGGAUGCCUACAGGUCUGGGGACCUUGUCUGGGAUGAUGAUUUAGUCACGUAUUGGGCACAUGGUAAAAUGGUUGGUGGUCCGAAGAAAAUGGAUAUGGAGGAAUUUUACACUCUCAGUAGGGAGCUUGGCCCGAAUGGUGUUUGGGUAGAAGGACUGGACAGCUUCAAGCCGGGGCAUUUAUACGUGUUCUGCACCUUGCCCCCAUUCAAUCCGGGUUGGGCCUCGCAUAAAAUUGUCAUAUCAAUCCGGAAUCCUGCUACUAGCAGUACAAACACAUUGGCACAAACUAUGCACCUCCCAUUCUUGGAGGAUACUGGGGCCACGACAAUGACGAUGUACCAAAGCGACAGAGAUGCUCUUGAAGGACUGAGUGGCCUCCCCCUGCCUUUCUAUGGCUCAACAAUGAUGAGAACAGUAAAUGGUUCAAUUCCUAUGGAUAACCUGGUAGUACAAGUCAACAUCUACGCCAAUGGUCAUCCUAUGCUCCCCAAAUGGGUAAACGUUCGAGUCGGUGUAAGUCGUGUACCUCCCAAUACUCCCCCAACCGCUCCGCGCCUGAGUGGUGUCUGGAUUCACCAUAUGCUAUAUUGUUUGAGUAUGCCCGACAACAAGCUUGAGAUGCACGUUGGAAACGAUCUACAAGAAAUUUUGGGAAAUGUACCCCUUUGCGAUCCAGCAUACGCGAUACCACCACCCACGUCGACGUUACCUCCACUCCCAUUAGCGGCACCACCACACCCAUGA